CCUUCCUACAAAAAGCCAAACCGAAAGUGGAGACUGGCCGAGUCCACUCGCUCGAUCUCUUUCGCUUUUUCCCUUUGUCUCGGCGGCGAGUCUUGCUCCGCCGGUACUCCGAUCUAGGGUUUUAACUCCUGCGGUGACCGGACGUCGAUAUGGCGAGCCCUCGGCCGGCAGCGAUGACGCCGGCGUCUCUCACCAUCGAUGCCCUCAGGACUCCGCUCGGGGACGACGCGAUCUGGAAGAGGCUAAGGGAGGCCGGUCUGGACGAGGAGUCUGUGAAGAAGAGGGAUAAGGCCGCACUGAUAGCUUAUAUCACGAAGCUGGAAACGGAGAUCUAUGACUAUCAACACCACAUGGGACUUCUUAUUUUGGAGAGAAAGGAAUUGCUUUCUAAGCAUGAGCAAAUUAAAGCAUCCUCAGACUCAACCGACAUUAUAUAUAAACGAGAAGAAGCUAAGCGGCUAUCUGCUUUAGCUGAAGCCCGUAAACGGGAAAAAAGUCUUGAAAAGCUUUUGGGAAUCCAGAAAGAGUGUGUUUCAAAUAUUGAGAGGGCUUUGCAUGAGAAUCUAGUGGAAUCUGCUGAAAGAAAGGUUGAAUAUGAACACAAAAUUGCAGAAGCUCAGACAAAGAUGGAAGAAGCAGAACUGAAAUUUGAUGAGGCUGAAAGAAAGCUACUUGCAGCAGAAUCUUUGCAAGCAGAAGCAACCAGAGCACGUAAUUCCACAUUAAGGACAUUAGAUGAUAUUGAAGCUCGGGAAGAUGAUCUCAGGAGGCGCCAUUCUACUUUCAAGUCUGAGUGUGAUGCUAAGGAAAAUGAGAUGAACCUUCAAAGACAAGCCUUAUAUGAGAGCCAAAAAGCUCUGUAUGAACAACAAGAGAGAUUACUGGAUAGUCAGAAAUUAUUAAAUCAGAGGGAGGAAUUCAUCUUUGAAAGGACGAAAGAGUUAAAUUGCCUUGAGAAAGAACUUGAGGAAGCAAAGGCUAAUCAUGAGGAAGAAGCUCGAUCUCUCAAAGUAGAAAAAUCCAAAUUUGAUCUAGAAGUUGCUGCUUUUGCAACUAGAGAAGAGGCCAUUGUUAAACGUGAAACAAUGCUCGAUAAAAAAGAGCGCGAUUUAAUUGUUUUACAGGAAAAGAUUUUGUGCACAGAACAGGAUGAAAUUAAAAGAAUUCAGAUGGAACACGAAGCUCUUUUAGAGAAGAGAAAAAUUGAAUUGGAAAAUGAAAUUGAACAGCGACACCUAAAGUUGAAGAACGAACUUGAGGCUAGACAAUCUGCACUAGAGGCUAAGGGGGCUGAUCUCUCUAUUAGAGAAAUUGCUAUUGGUGAAAAAGAACAUGCUAUUGUUUUGCUGCUUUCUGAGUUUGCUGAGAAGCAAGAGGAUGUGGCUAACAAACUGAGAUUACUUGAGGAGAAAGAAAAAAGUUUAAUUUUUUCACAAAGAGAAGCAGAGGUUGCAAUUCAAAAGCAGCAGAAAGAAAGAGAAAGUAUUCUUGAGUUGAAGCUAGGUCUUGAGAAAACUAAAUCUAGUUUAGAAGACAAAAAGAAAGAGAUUCUUCUUUUGGAAGAAAGGUUAGAAAUCACCUCAAUAGAGAGAAAUAAAUUGCAUGUUCUAGAAUAUGAACUCAAAGGAGAAAUUGACAGUCUCAGAGCCCAGAAACUGGUGCUUCUUAUUGAAACUGAAAGACUGAAGGCUGAAAAGGAGAAAUUUGAAUCUGAUUGGGAGCUUAUGGAAGAGAAAACACAAGACCUAAAAAAAGAAGCAGCAAGGCUUGAGGAAGAGAGUAAAGCAGUUGCCCGCUACCUCAAGAAAGAAAAGGAAAACAUUAAGCUGGAGAAGGACAGCCUUCACAAUAAGUUCAAGAGAGAUAGUGAGCAUUUGUCUAGUGAGAGGGAGGAAUUUAUCCAAGAAAUGGAUCGACAACAUUCAGAUUGGUUUACUAAGGUUCAGCAUGAAAGGGAUGAGCUUGUCAGGGAUAUCAAUUUUCAGAGGAAGGAAUUAGAAAAUAGUAUCAAGAAAAAGAAGGAAGAAAUUGAAGCACACUUGAGAGAAAGGGAAGAGGCAUUUGAACAAGAGAAGACCAAAGAGCUUCAAUAUAUAAGUUCUCAAAAGGAACUUAUUGCAAAGCAGCUGGAACACGUUGCAUUGGAGAUGCAAAAACUUAACACUGAGAGAGCGGAGAUUGCUCAGGAUCGUGAUCAGAGAGAAAAUGACUGGGCUGAAAUGAAGAAGUUUACAGAGGCACUAGACGGUCAAUGUCAAAAGCUGCAAAAACAGAGACAAUUACUUCAUGCUGAUCGAGAAGAAAUUGAUCAAAAAAUUCAACACCUUAAAUAUUUGGAGAAUUUGCAUAUUGAAUCUGAAAAUAGAGCAUUAUCUGAUGUUGUGCAGAUUGAUAAAUGCAAGACUCCUGUCUUAAAGAAACACCAAUCCAAUGAUGCUUCCCUUGGAGAGAUUAUUACUAAUGAUUAUUGUACAAAGAAGUUGGGUUCUCAGAGUACCUUAACUACUUCUAUCUCUCCUGACACUAAAUCAUGGAUCAGGAGAUGCACUGAGGUAAUUUUCAAGUAUUCAUUUGAUAAAGAUUCUGAUACUGAGAAGGUGGAGAAUGAACUGAAAGAGAAAUUUAGGGAUUUUGGAUCAACAGAGGUUGGUCUUCGUCUGAAUAAGAAUGUCAUUGCUGAUAAACAAACUAAUGCUCCAAAAGUAGGCAAUCUUCAGGAUUUAUCUGUUAUUCCCAAGAAGACCAGCUCUAAUGAGCAUGACAAACUAUAUGGAGCAGAGAUUGAGCAAGUGAGAUAUAGUUUGGAUGGACAGAAUCAGAUGCCUGAUGAGAAACCAGUUUUUGAUGCUCAUAGCCCAUCUGUAGUUGGAACAAGUAGCCGUAGAUCUCAUGGACACUUUGAGAAUUCUGUACAGAAAUCUAGAAUUCUUAACAGGGUCAAUUCAUGGUUGUUAGGACAAAAGAGACCGAACAGCAUGCUCUCUGAUAAUCAUGCAGAUAUUCCUUCGGAAGAAAUUCUGAAGUCACAGAAAAGAGCUAGGCAAAAUGGAAAUUCUGGCACUGACGGGAAUUCUUCUAACUGUGUUGAACCACAUCCAGAAGGAGAGGAAUUUGUAUCAGUGUUGCACAAGCAUAAAUCAGGUUUGGAAGAAACUUUGCAUGCAGUUUUCAAGGAUAGAGAGCCACAAACUAAAAUGGAGUCAAAGUUUGGCAUUGUAAAAAAUGGGGCAUCUUGCAAAUUUGAGCACUCUUCACUUGCUGGAGAUGUAACAGUUUUGCCCGGCCAAGAUGCUAAUAAAACUAAUGCAUACAAGAAGGAUUCAUCUGAGGAACAUUCUGAAGAAGUUAUUGUGCCUCCCAGUGAUCAUGUCGUUAAGGAUAAUGGCAAGCUUAAAAUGCAAGAGAAACUCAACCAGGAUGCUGAUGAAUCAGAAGAUGAAGACGAAGAUGACAAUGAAACACCAUCAUCUGUGAAGCAAAAAUUAUGGAACUUCCUUGUCACCUGAAAACCUUAUAUGAUCAUGGUAGAGGUUAGAUAUUGUUUGCUUUUGCCAAACUAUCAUACUAACAUACAUGUGGCUGUUUGGUUUGCCAACAUGGACCUUUUUCUUUUUUCCUUUCCAAAUUUGUAAAUGCUCUGCUUUCUUGCAUGCCUAGCCUCUCUUCUACUUGCCUUGUGGAUUGUAAGUAACAUUUUAGCAUCACAAUCUAGUUGUUUUAGAUAGUAUUUGGCAAUCCUUCAUUUGUUUCAGAAUCUUUUUAAUGACUUU
Zingiber officinale is the source of this 3770-nucleotide messenger RNA. RefSeq names its product nuclear matrix constituent protein 1b-like. The coding region runs from base 150 to 3506 and encodes 1118 amino acids. The record is from RefSeq and is a predicted model, not a curated record. Gene Ontology annotation, cellular component: nucleus. Lineage: Eukaryota; Viridiplantae; Streptophyta; Magnoliopsida; Zingiberales; Zingiberaceae. The transcript is spliced from 8 exons. Gene Ontology annotation, biological process: nucleus organization.